Messenger RNA from Lecanosticta acicola, 1074 nucleotides. Lineage: Eukaryota; Fungi; Ascomycota; Dothideomycetes; Mycosphaerellales; Mycosphaerellaceae. The record is from the annotation of a GenBank genome assembly.
AUGGCAGACGGCACCGCAGCUCCAGUCAUCGGCACCCACAACGGCCACUUCCACGCUGACGAAGCCCUCGCUGUCUACCUCCUCCGCCUGCUGCCCGAAUACCAGAACGCGUCGCUCGUCCGCAGCAGAGACCCAGAAGUCUUGAAGGAGUGCAACAUUGUCGUAGACGUCGGUGGUGUCCAUGAUGACAGCAUUCGCCGCUACGACCACCACCAGCGUGAGUUCAAUGCCACUUUCCCAGGCAAGCACACAAAGCUCUCGUCUGCUGGACUGGUUUGGAUGCACUAUGGCAAGAAGAUCGUCUCUGCCGUUACUGGGCUAGAUGUGGAAAGUGCAGACAAUGAGCUGCUAUACCAGAAGCUGUACGAGGAUUUUGUUGAGGCAUUCGAUGGCAACGACAAUGGCAUCUCCGUCUAUGAUCCGCAAGAGCUGCGCAAGGUGGGCAUUGAGAAGAAGUUCUCGGACAAGGGCUUUAGCCUCGCUGGCGUGGUGGGCCGAUACAACAACGCACCUAUCACGCCUCUUGCAGAUGGUGUCACGAAUGGAGCUGCACCUGCGGCUGGCAAGAAAGAGAAGACCCAAGAUGAGGAGGAUGCUCGUUUCCUACGUGCAUCUGCGUUCGUCGGAGAGCAGUUCUCACUUGAGAUUUCAGAUAAGUUCACCUCAUGGCUCCCCGCCCGAGCCAUCGUUACGCAAGCCUUCAACUCGCGAGACGCACUGGACAAGACUGGACGUAUCAUCGUCAUCCCGCAUCGGCCAGAGGGCGUGCCUUGGAGCGACCACUUGUACGCAUUGGAGGAGGAGAACGGCUGCCAAGGUCAGAUCCUCUACGCGCUCUUCGCGGAGAACGGCGAGGUCGGCAGCAAGUGGCGGAUCAGAGCAGUGUCUCUCGAGCCUGGCAGCUUCGAGAACCGCAAGGGUCUGCCAGAAGCUUGGCGAGGUGUGCGAGACGAUGAGCUGAGCCAGCUGACUGGCAUCCCGGGUUGCAUCUUUGUUCACGCAGGCGGAUUCAUUGGCGGCAAUAAGACGUUCGAGGGAGCUUUGGAGAUGGCAAUCAAGGCCGUUGACGCAUAG